Messenger RNA from Cebus imitator (Panamanian white-faced capuchin), 3183 nucleotides. It is a transcript of the gene ZSCAN22, whose product is annotated as zinc finger and SCAN domain containing 22. Gene Ontology annotation, molecular function: RNA polymerase II cis-regulatory region sequence-specific DNA binding; DNA-binding transcription factor activity, RNA polymerase II-specific. The coding region runs from base 476 to 1954 and encodes 492 amino acids. The record is from RefSeq and is a predicted model, not a curated record. The transcript has 5 exons. Gene Ontology annotation, biological process: regulation of transcription by RNA polymerase II. NCBI's taxonomy places the organism in Eukaryota, Metazoa, Chordata, Mammalia, Primates, Cebidae.
GUGGGUAUGUAAGUUGCGGCUGGGCGCGCGGAAUGUUGCGCGGUCAUCCUCUCUCUGGAGCCUGCCGCAGUGGUGAGUUCGUGGGUGUGGUGGAGCAGCAAGGAUAAUUAUGAGAAUCCCAGGCCUGGACCCCUGAAGUCAAAGCCAAGAACCUGGGGCUGCACUGGUGUGUAUGAUCAAAGAGAAGGCGGCAGUGGCCCUGGAAACAAACUUGUCUCUGCAAGAGUCAUUAGCAACCUGGGACCUCUGCCCAGGACUGAGACCUCAGGCGCUUCCUACCCUGGAGCUGCUGGGCCCAAGCAGCGUGGAGACAGAGCAGAGGUGAUGGAGCCUGAGGUGCCAGGACUUCCUGAUUCCAAACCAGAUGUGAUCUCUAAGCUGGAGCAAUGGGAGGACCCAUGGACUAUGGAAAGAGACAUUCCAAGCUCAGGUCCAAGGCUCCAGCAUCCUCUGUAUCCCUGAGCACCGCUGCCCGAUGGCCCUCCCCAAGCACUCCCUGAGCCCAGUACCAUGGGAAGAGGACAGCUUCCUUCAAGUGAAGGUAGAGGAGGAGGAGGAAGCCAGCCUUCUCCAGGGCCAAGAAUCCAGCCAUGACCAUAUCGCUCACCCUGAGGCUGCACGCCUGCGCUUCCGGCACUUCCGCUAUGAGGAGGCAUCCAGUCCACAUGAGGCCCUGGCCCAGCUCCGAGAGCUGUGCUGUCAGUGGCUGCAGCCUGAGGUGCGCUCCAAGGAGCAGAUACUGGAGCUGCUGGUGCUGGAGCAGUUCCUGGGUGCGCUGCCCCCCGAGAUCCAAGCCUGGGUAGGUGCCCAGAGCCCCAAGAACGGAGAAGAAGCUGCUGUGCUGGUGAAGGAUCUGACUCAGGUGCUGGACAAGAGAGGAUGGGAUCCUGAAGCCGAGCUCACAGAGGCAAGCUGCAAGCAGAGUGACCUGGGAGAGUCGGAGCCAUCAAAUGUGAUCACUGAGGCCCUCAUGGGAGGUAUUUCCCUCAGACCCACCUUUGUCAAGGCCUGUGAACCUGAGGGCAGCUCAGAGAGGUCUGGACUGUCAGCAAAGAUCUGGACAAAGUCUAUCACCCAACACAUCAAUCUCAAGAAAACUUCAGGGCCUUACAAGGAUGCCCCCACAGAACAGCCUGGCUGUGAACCUGGUGCCUUGAGGAACAGUUCUAGUGUGUGGCCAAACGUUACCUCCCAAGAGAAGGCGCCUUCAGAAGAGAAAUUUGAUCUGGUGGAUGCUUAUGGGACACAGCCUCCACAUACAUACUCAGGGAAGAAGUCCUCCAAGUGUCAUGAGUGUAGGAAAAUGUUCCAGAGUGCUUCAGCACUCAAGGCACACCAGAAGACCCAUUCUCGGAAGACACCAUAUGCCUGCAUCGAGUGUGGGAAAGCCUUCAGCCGGAGCACUCACCUCGCCCAGCACCAGGUUGUCCACACAGGGGCGAAGCCACAUGAGUGUAAGGACUGUGGGAAGGCCUUCAGCCGAGUCACCCACCUGACUCAGCACCAAAGGAUUCAUACUGGAGAGAAACCCUACAAGUGUGGGGAAUGUGGUAAAACCUUCAGCCGCAGCACCCACUUGACCCAGCACCAGCGGGUGCACACCGGGGAGCGGCCCUACGAGUGUGACGAGUGCGGGAAGGCCUUCAGCCAGAGCACGCACCUGACCCAGCACCAGCGCAUCCACACCGGGGAGAAGCCCUACAAGUGUGACGCGUGUGGGAGAGCCUUCAGUGACUGCUCAGCCCUGAUCCGACAUCUGAGAAUCCAUUCUGGAGAGAAGCCGUAUCAGUGUAAGGUUUGUCCAAAGGCCUUUGCACAGAGCUCCUCUCUCAUUGAGCACCAGAGGAUCCACACAGGAGAGAAGCCUUACAAGUGCAGUGACUGUGGAAAAGCCUUUAGCCGCAGCUCAGCCCUUAUGGUUCACCUGCGGAUCCACAUCACGGUACUGCAGUGACUGGAAGUAGCCCCUGGGGCCGUAGCACAGCCUCUUCUUGAGGCUCAACAUCUAAGAGAAAUGCUGAGUUCCUAAAGAGCAACAAACAGGGUGGGCAAUUGAUGAGCUGCGGAAAUGAGAGGUGCCUGAGGGCAGACUCUGGCGUCUAGGAACGACUCUGUAUUUGAGGAUCCCCAUGAGCACAAAGCGAUUCAGGCCAGCUGGAGAAGCUUCCAGCAGGGCCCUGCCCUGCUACCCUCCAUUUCCCACUCAAGGCUGUCCCAGAGAGAUGGCAGCUGAGCCAAGGAUUGAGACUGGUUCUGAGGGCCAGGGCAAGUGGAGACUCAUGUCUCUCAGAACUCCAUCCCAAGAUGCUCUGGCCAGGCCGACUGUAGCUUGUUCUCAUGUGACUCUUCUUGCCUGCUUUUCUGCUGCGUAGCCCAGAAGGGACACCUGCCGUGCCCACCUCUGUGCCUUGGCACCUACUGUUUCCACUCCAGCCUAUUUUGUGCCUGACUCCAAGGCUGACUUGUGAGGCCACCUCUUCUGUGAUGCCUUCUCCACACCCUCUGCCUCUCUCAUGGUUUCCUGUUUUCAUCAGUAGUGCUGCUUCACACCUGCCCAGCAUGUCUCUCUCUCUCCUUGUCCUUCCAUAUCCCACUAGUCACCAGCCCUGCUGGUUUAACCUAAAGCUCAUCUCUAAUUCAUCUCCUUUUCCACUACUAUUACCUUAUGUGAGCCCUCAUUGCCUCUUGCCUGGAUUAUAGCAGGAGUCUCCUUCCUUAACCCUUCCUGCCUUUGUUCUCUGCCCCUCUGUCACUCUCCAGGAGACUGCUAUUACCCAAAUCUGAUUGUGUCGCUCCAUGGUGGAAAGCUCUCUAAUCCAUCACCUUCUACAGGAGAGCUUCCUGAACAGAGUUUAAGUAUGCUGAGAUAGGCCGUUCUGGGCCCUGAGCAACCUUUCCAGUUAUCCUCAUAUUCGUUUAUGAAUAUUGUCACUUUUCUGUGUGCACAGUGAUGUAAAAUGGCCUCAUCUCAUACCAUGGCUCCACCUUCCAUACACCAGCCCCAUGGAACUACUGUGGUUCCCGAAGGAACCAUACAUUUUCCCCACCUAUGUGCCUUUGUACUUGUGCCUGGAAUCCUCCUCUCCUUUUUUAUCUAAGAUGUUUCAAAUGUCUCCCAAAGAAUCCUCCCUGAUCUCCUGGAGCAGACUGCAGCUUGCCCUCUCUGCUUCCAGAGCACCUCCU